AAUCCAUUCCACUUCUUCGUCUUCAUUUUUUUCUGCUCCAUUUUCAGAGAAAAGAAGAGUACUUUAGAAGCUUUGUUUUGUGUGCUAGUGGUAAACAUGCCUGCGGGUGCAUUCUCGUCUGCAGCACCGCCGUCCGGGGUGGAGUUUGAAGCCAAGAUCACGCCGAUUGUCAUCGUUUCUUGCAUACUAGCGUCCACAGGAGGCCUCAUGUUUGGUUACGACGUCGGUGUUUCUGGGGGUGUUACAUCCAUGCCCGACUUCUUGGAAAAAUUUUUUCCUGUGGUUUAUCGUAAUACCCAGGAGAAAAAAGAUGGAAACUAUUGCAAGUAUGAUAACCAAGGCCUACAACUGUUCACCUCUUCCCUGUAUUUGGCUGGCUUGACCGCCACUUUCUUUGCUUCCUACACUACCCGGAAGCUUGGUCGUCGGCUCACCAUGUUGAUCGCCGGUGUCUUUUUCAUAAUCGGUGUUGCGCUCAAUGCCGCUGCUCAGGACCUUGCCAUGCUCAUCAUUGGCAGGAUAUUACUUGGUUGUGGAGUUGGUUUUGCCAAUCAGGCAGUGCCAUUGUUCUUAUCAGAGAUAGCACCCACAAGAAUUCGUGGAGGACUAAACAUACUGUUCCAACUUAAUGUUACAAUUGGCAUUCUCUUUGCUGAACUUGUCAACUACGGCACCGCUAAGAUUGAAGGAGGAUGGGGAUGGAGGCUAUCAUUGGGAUUGGCAGGUAUACCGGCAACCCUCCUAACCUUAGGGGCCCUAAUGGUGGUAGACACCCCUAACAGCCUCAUUGAACGUGGUUACAUGGAAGAAGGAAAGGCAGUGCUCAAAAGGAUUCGAGGCACAGAAAAUGUUGAACCUGAGUUCCUCGAGCUUGUUGAGGCAAGUCGUGUAGCCAAACAAGUCAAACACCCUUUCAGAAAUCUCGUCCAACGCAGGAACCGUCCCCAACUCGUCAUUGCAGUUGCCUUACAGGUUUUCCAGCAAUUCACCGGAAUUAAUGCUAUCAUGUUCUACGCCCCAGUCCUGUUUGACACCCUGGGAUUUGGAAAUGAUGCUUCCCUUUACUCUUCUGUCAUAACCGGUGCAGUAAACGUCCUCUCCACCUUAGUAUCCAUCUACUCCGUUGAUAAGGUGGGUCGUCGCGUGCUGCUUCUUGAAGCAGGUGUCCAGAUGUUUUUAGCUCAAGUGGCGAUAGCAAUAAUCUUGGGAAUCAAGGUUACAAACACCUCAGACGAUCUCGGGAAAGGUUUUGCAAUCCUGGUUGUUGUCUUGGUCUGCACUUUUGUCUCCUCCUUUGCUUGGUCUUGGGGACCUCUUGGCUGGUUGAUCCCCAGUGAAACUUUCCCUCUGGAGACCCGCUCUGCUGGCCAGAGUGUCACUGUCUGUGUCAAUCUCCUCUUCACUUUCGUCAUUGCUCAAUCUUUCCUCUCCAUGCUCUGUCAUUUCCAGUAUGGUAUCUUCUUGUUCUUCUCUGGGUGGGUUCUGAUCAUGUCCUUCUUCACCUUGUUUCUUCUUCCGGAGACAAAAAAUAUUCCCAUUGAGGAGAUGACCGAGAGAGUCUGGAAGAAGCAUUGGUAUUGGAAGAGAUUCAUGGAUGAUGACGAGUUUGGAGGAGCAACCAUUACAAAUGGCACUGAUGACUUGGAGAAGAAAGGGUAUUCCAAUGGAUUUGAUCCAGCCUCUCAGUUGUAAAUUUUCUAAGUCAUUUAAGCAAUACUAGAAUUAGAACAUAUAAUAAUGUACUAUACAAGAGUGGGUGAGUAUAAAGGAUGCGUAAAUUAUUAUGAUUUACGCGUAUGACAUUAUAUGUAUUACAAAAUUUUAAAUUUGAUUUAAUUUUCAGUGAUUGUGAAAUGCACCUUUUUCCAGCUUAUAUAAGCAAUGUAAUCCUGUUAGGAACAAGUAGCCACCAACAAAAGGUAUUACGGAGC
This is a messenger RNA of Rubroshorea leprosula, 1931 nucleotides long. NCBI's taxonomy places the organism in Eukaryota, Viridiplantae, Streptophyta, Magnoliopsida, Malvales, Dipterocarpaceae. The record is from the annotation of a GenBank genome assembly.